Paramecium pentaurelia is the source of this 981-nucleotide messenger RNA. Lineage: Eukaryota; Ciliophora; Oligohymenophorea; Peniculida; Parameciidae. The record is from the annotation of a GenBank genome assembly.
AUGGGAUAAUGCAAAUGUUUAGAAGCUCCAAAAUAAUUAACAAUUGAAGGAAUACCUAUUUAAGAUUCUGUUGAUUAAGAAUAGGAUUAUCAAAUUUAAAGAAUAUUACAACCUCUAAAAUUAUACGAAACGUUACCACUACCCUCUUAUUAUUCCUCAGUAGCAGAAUCUUAUGAAGACUUUUCUCCUGAAAAAAAUAUACCUGAAGAUUCUGUAUGUACAGAUUUUGUAGUUCCAAAUAUUGAGAUUAAUUAGAUCCCAGAAACUACUUUUUGCAAAAAUUAUCCUAAAUCUGAUAAAGCUUUUAAACUUUCAGGCUUCAUCUAUAAGGGGUAAUGGAAGAAAUUUGAACCAUAUGGUUUUGGUGUUUUUGUUUAUAAUGAUGGUACAAUUUAUAUCGGCUAUAGUGUAAAUUUCAAUCCUCAUAUUUAUGGGAAAAAAUUAUAUCCAGAUGGUUCAGAAUAUGAAGGAGAAUAUUUGUAUGGCUCUCAUCAUGGUUAAGGCAUAUUGAAAAAUAAAGAGAUGAUAUUUGAGGGGAUAUGGUAAUCAAAUGUACCAGUUAAAGGAAAGGAAUAAUGGAAGGAUGGUACCAUUUUUUAAGGAGAAUACAAAGAAGGUAAAAAAUGUGGGUUUGGUAUUAUGAAGUGGAAGAAUGGCAAUUAAUAUGAGGGUAUGUUUUAGGAUGAUUAAUUUAAUGGCUAUGGAGUAUAUAUAUUUGCAGAUGGAUACAUUUAUGAAGGAGAUUGGUUGAAUUCAUUUAUGCAUGGAAGGGGCAAAUUAAUAUAUCCUAAUUCAAGUUAUUUUGAGGGUGAAUUCAUUAAUGAUAAAUAAAUUAAUGGUUUUCAAUAUUCAUUAAAUGGACUUCAAUAAACAGUAUCUUAAUUAAGUCCUGAUUCAACAAUAAAUGAAAGAAGUUACCAUAAAAUUGAUAGACCAAGUAUUAAAACAUCAUAUAUUGAAUUUAAGAGUGUAUAUGGUUGA